UCAAACGCUUCCUUCACGGAUAUGCUAGUGUCUCGUAGAGGUAUUUUCUGGUGAGGUCUCAAUAGAGUGAGUUUAUGGCUUGAAGGAGUGUGUCACCAGUUUAUGAUGAUUAUUGUUUCAGAUAAGACAAUGCGUUCCGUUUGUGCAGCCUGCACAAACUGUAGACUGUAGUCUAUUUGUCUUGACUAUUUUUGCACUUGGGAUGUAGCUUGUGUGCAUUGAAACCAGAGGAGGACAGCUUACACUUUGUCACCGAGCUCGACGUUACACGAUUCUGUCGUUGGGUUUCUGAAUGAACUAGAAGAACGCAAAACAACCAAGAGCACUUAAAUAUUUAGUUUCUGUGGACUUUUUUCUCUUCGAAAAGUGGACAGCCUACCGAGUGAAGUUUCCAUCAAAAACCACGGGGAGCUAUAUGACGAUUGCCAAACAGGUGUUGGUUUUCCCUCGCAGAAAUGCCAGUGCGUGCUGUAACCACCAGGUUCAUGUACAAGGGACUUUGCACAAUUCCGGAUAUCCUAUCGUAUCGAACACCCGUUACCUUGCCUGAGGAUGAGGUGGAAGAGAUACGGGAGGCGUUUAAGGUGUUCGACCGCGAUGGGAACGGCUUCAUCUCCAAGCAGGAGCUGGGUAUGGCUAUGCGCUCUCUGGGGUACAUGCCCAAUGAGGUGGAGCUAGAGGUCAUCAUCCAGAGGCUGGACAUGGACGGCGAUGGCCAGGUUGACUUUGAGGAGUUUGUGACCCUCCUGGGGCCAAAACUAUCUGCAGCUGGAAUGCCCGAUAAGUUCCACGGAGCAGAUUUUGACUCUGUGUUCUGGAAGUGUGACAUGCAGAAGCUGACCGUGGACGAGUUAAAGAGUCUGUUGUACGACACGUUCUGUGACCACCUCACCAUGAAAGACAUCGAGAACAUCAUUAUGACCGAGGAGAGCCACAUGGACAGCCCAGAGUGCCAAGUGGACAUCGACACAAGCCCAACACAACAGGUGAAGCAUACGUGCGUGCGGAAAAGCCUGAUUUGUGCCUUCGCCAUUGCUUUCAUCAUCAGCGUGAUGCUCAUCGCAGCCAAUCAGAUGCUCAGGAGAGGAAUGAAGUAAACACAGGAGCUCCAUCAUCUUCUCAAACAAAUGUUUUCUUUUGUUGUUGUUGUUGUUUGUUUUUGACAUUCAACUUAGUAGGUUAGAGGGAAGAAAAAGAGCUGUAACCCCAUCACCAAAUUUGAAUCUGAAAAAAUCUGGUCUGAAAUCCAUUUUAGCUUUCUCUUAUAACAACUGUCAAAAACAGGAGCGUAAAAUCUGUAAAAAAUAAAUAAAUACAAAAGUAAAAUACAGAUGUAAAAUACAUUGUUGCUUAAAGGGCUGGUAAGAAUAUCAGUCAACAACUUAAACACUCAUGGAUUUAGAGCUCAAUAAUAAGACAGGAUUGUGGAAGCAUUUCUCGGAGUGAACCUGUGUGAUCUGUGUCAUGAUAACUGGUAACUAUGUUCUCUCUGAUGUUCAGAGACCA
Messenger RNA from Hypomesus transpacificus, 1506 nucleotides. RefSeq names its product calcium binding protein 7b (gene cabp7b). Gene Ontology annotation, molecular function: calcium ion binding. The transcript has 5 exons. NCBI's taxonomy places the organism in Eukaryota, Metazoa, Chordata, Actinopteri, Osmeriformes, Osmeridae. The record is from RefSeq and is a predicted model, not a curated record. Bases 456 to 1097 code for a protein of 213 amino acids.